Messenger RNA from Sinocyclocheilus grahami, 2263 nucleotides. RefSeq names its product semaphorin-7A-like. Gene Ontology annotation, molecular function: chemorepellent activity; integrin binding; semaphorin receptor binding. The record is from RefSeq and is a predicted model, not a curated record. Gene Ontology annotation, biological process: negative chemotaxis; integrin-mediated signaling pathway; positive regulation of cell migration. The coding region runs from base 117 to 1859 and encodes 580 amino acids. Lineage: Eukaryota; Metazoa; Chordata; Actinopteri; Cypriniformes; Cyprinidae. The transcript is spliced from 13 exons. Gene Ontology annotation, cellular component: external side of plasma membrane; plasma membrane.
UCCCGGUGGAGUUGCUGGUACGCUACAAGGCGUUCACGAUCCCGACUCUCUUCGUUUGAAACUGUUGGAGAUGAGAUGUGUUUUUUUUACUCUGAGCGAAUAGAUUGUGUAGGACCAUGAUCCUAAAACGGCGAUAUUUCUCUGUCCACAUCAAGGGAAAUUUGGCGUAUGCUUUGCUUGUCCAUGGAGUUUGCUUUCAUUGCGUGUUUUGCUCUUAUAAUCCCAGAUUAACUCUAAAGCAAGAUGAUGCUCCUCUUUUAUACAACAGAAAUUAUAGUCAUACAGCCUUAUUCCAUCAGGAAGGAUCAAAAAGUCUGAUUGUAGGAGGAAUAAAUCAUGUUCUACAUUUUGAUGUAGACAGUCGUCAGCUUGUGGAGAACUUUACUCUGAAUCCAAGAUGUGGUGAGGGCUCCUGUGAAAAUGUAGUGACAGUAAUUGAAAGAUUUGAAGACUACACAUUUGUAUGUGGGACGAAUGGAGAACAGCCACUGUGUUGGAAACUGUUUCCCAGAGAAAGCAAUCAUUCCACAGAGGUUGUAGACGGCACGGGAAUCUCACCUCAUACAAGUUCACAAAACUCCUUGUCGCUGGUGGCAGAUGGAGAUCUCUAUGCGGCAGCUCCUCUAUACAGUGAUGGAACCCUGCUGCAGUUUCGCAGGAAAGCUGGAAAACGAACCAGCGUAUGGAUGUAUGAUCAAUGGGUCUCAGAACCCACUUUUAUUUCCAGUUUUCUGGCCCAGCGUAAGAAUGCCCCCUUGAAUGAGAAGCUAUACGUCUUAUUCCGUGAGAAAAACUCAGACACGAGUCCAGAAGCUGAUCCUUGGAUAUCCAGAGUGGCCAGAGUGUGUAAGAGGAACUCUACUGCUGUGUGCAUUUACUCGUUGGCAGAGCUUGAUGAUGUUUUUGAGCAUUCCUCCUUCAAAGGUUAUUCUGAGGCCAUUCCCACCCCAAGACCAGGAACUUGUGUCAAACAAAGCAAUUCCAUUCCAAUUUCUACACUUCAAAUCAUUAAAGACCAUCCAGAGAUGAAGGACUGGAUCCAACCCAUUCAAAAAGAAAUGCCUUUCUUCACAAGUAAUAAGAACUUCACCAAGAUAGCCAUUGACCGAGUCCAAGCUUCAGAUGACAGCAUGCACAAUGUGCUGCUGCUUGCAACAGACAAUGGAGUGAUCCUUAAGAUACUGGAGGAUGGCUCCAAAGCAUUCAUCAUCUCUGAAACGCAUCUGUGUAAUGGUUCAGCACCCGUACAUUCAAUGAAACUCGACUCUGAGAAGAGGAAGCUGUUUGUAGGAUAUCCUGGACAGAUUUCCAUGUUAGACCUGCAGAGAUGUGAAGACUACAAUGCUUCCUGUGAGGAAUGUGUCCUUUCCCGUGAUCCAUACUGCGCUUGGACUGAACAAGGCUGCACAUCACAAACUAGAGGAGGGAUACAAAACAUUGCUGAUGGACUCACUAAAGUAUGUCACCAAAAAUCAGGAGAAAGAUUCACAAGAGAAGUGAAACAACCAUUGACAGAUCCAUUAAGGAUUCAACACUCUGUGCAAACUGGCAUUCCCUUCUACCUAUCUUGUCCUGUCGAUUCCAAUCAUGCCACUUACAAAUGGGAACAUAAGCAAAACAGCAUCCCAUGCCAGCAGACCCAAUCAGAAUGUCUCCUCCUCAUCCCAGCCAUGAUGCAUGACAUGUACGGCAAUUACAAAUGUACAUCCCACGAACUCGAUUACACCAAAACUGUGAGAGAAUACAACCUCUUUUAUGACAACUUAAGGUCUGCUUCUAAUGGUGCUUUCAAGCUGAGAGCCCAGGACUGGUUAAUGGCCGCAUUUGUCACUAGUGUCUUCUAUCUGCGCUCACUUUAAGGUCAAGGAAGUUAUAUAAAAGUUGGUGCUUCCAUCUUCAAGCUUUUCUGAUGACCUGUAAGCUGAUUAAAACCAUCAGUCACACAUUGCCAGGCGCCAGUGGUUGGUCUUAUCAAGUGAAGUUUAUGGGGAAGUAAACACUGAAGUAAAAGGAAGCUUCCUUCCUAGCAGAUAACUCGCAAUUAUAUGCUUACCAUUUGUUGAGUGGCUGUUGAAAGUAUAAAGUGCGGUCCAAAGUCUGUGACCACAAUGAAAAUGUAGACUUUCAUCUUUAGAAACUGGAAAUACUCUUUGACAGUUUUAGGAUUUAGAAUUGUUUUUACAAACAAAAGCUCGUGAAGUAAAAUGAAGACAAAAUAUGUCAGAUGUUGCACUAUUUCUAGGUCAAAAUAAUAUGCUUUUUG